This is a messenger RNA of Erinaceus europaeus (western European hedgehog), 690 nucleotides long. RefSeq names its product BTG anti-proliferation factor 4 (gene BTG4). Gene Ontology annotation, biological process: negative regulation of cell population proliferation; negative regulation of mitotic cell cycle. NCBI's taxonomy places the organism in Eukaryota, Metazoa, Chordata, Mammalia, Eulipotyphla, Erinaceidae. The record is from RefSeq and is a predicted model, not a curated record. Bases 1 to 690 code for a protein of 229 amino acids. Gene Ontology annotation, cellular component: nucleus; cytoplasm. The transcript is spliced from 4 exons.
AUGAAGGAUGAAAUUGCUACAGCAGUUUUCUUUGUUACAAGAUUAGCAAAAAAACAUGAUAAAUUGAAUAAACAGCAAAUAGAAGACUUUGCAGAAAAACUGACAGCAGUCUUGUUUGAAACCUACAGAAGUCACUGGCACUCUGAUUGCCCUUCUAAAGGUCAGGCCUUCAGGUGUAUCAGGAUAAACAAUAAUCUCAAUACAGAUCCUAUUUUAGAAAAGGCUUGUGCUGGAAGUAAUGUGGAUUUUUCUCACCUCGGACUUCCAAAGGAGAUGACUAUAUGGGUAGAUCCCUUUGAAGUGUGCUGUAGGUAUGGCGAGAAAAACCAUCCAUUUACAAUAGCUUCCUUUAAAGACAGAUGGGAGGAAUGGAAACUGUCCCAACAAAUCAGUUAUGCUGUUAACAGAGCUACAUUGGAGUCCUCUGGAGCUUCCUCUGAUGAAGAAAGUUGUAACCAGAAGCCUCAGAUAAUUCCUAAAGUCAGUAAUCCAAAAAGUAUUUAUCAGGUUGAAAAUUUGAAACAGUCCUUUCAACCUUGGUUCCAAAUCCCCCGCAAAAGGAAUAUGGCAGAUGCCCGUAUGGGCCUCCUAGGAAAUGCUUACCCUGUGUUCCAUAAGAACUCUAAGCGUCAUAGAACUGCUGCUCUUCACAGGUUGGACAGGUACCACUGGGUCAACACCAAGCAGUAA